This is a messenger RNA of Eimeria maxima, 3735 nucleotides long. RefSeq names its product importin subunit beta-1, putative. The record is from RefSeq and is a predicted model, not a curated record. Gene Ontology annotation, biological process: 'de novo' pyrimidine nucleobase biosynthetic process; protein import into nucleus. Gene Ontology annotation, molecular function: small GTPase binding; nuclear import signal receptor activity; orotidine-5'-phosphate decarboxylase activity. The coding region runs from base 1 to 3735 and encodes 1244 amino acids. NCBI's taxonomy places the organism in Eukaryota, Apicomplexa, Conoidasida, Eucoccidiorida, Eimeriidae. Gene Ontology annotation, cellular component: nucleus; cytoplasm. The transcript is spliced from 19 exons.
AUGGCGGACCAAAUGGCGGUGCUGCAGCAACUGCUGCUAGCUACCCUUGACCCUCGGCCCUCUGUGCGACAGGCAGCAGAGCAGCAGCUAACUACGGCGAGGCAGACAGACCUUGGCCAAUUUGUCAGCUCUAUGGCUGCGCUCAUUGCCUUGGAGCAGCCGCCGCAGGGGCCUCAGGGGGCCCCUGGUAGCCUUGAAGAUCUCCUUAUAGCGAAGCAGAUUGCUGCUGUAACAUUCAAGAAUUCCAUCAGCGCGAAGGAUAUGACACUAGAUGGAGCGGCGGCACAGGCCUGGCGGGCCCUUCCAGCCCAAACAAAAGCUGAAAUAAAAAAGCAGUUGCUGGCAGCUUUACAGACGGAGUGCACGCAGGUGGGCAAUGCAGUUUGCCAGGCCUUGGCAAAGUUGGGGGUAAUAGAGCUGCGAUCGUUGGAGUUUGAAGACCUCUUACCCGCACUUCAGGACAUGGUGCAGCAGGCGGUUUCAUGUCAGCAGCCGCAGCAACAGCAGCAGCUCGCCAAGGCAUGCGGACGCCAUGCUCUGACGUGUCUUGCGUAUCUCUGCGAAGAGCUUGCUGAUAUUGUUUCAGAGGGAGAAGAGCCAUCAGAGGUCCUCUCUAACGAAAGAUGCAAUGUCGUGCUCACAGCGGUCGUCCAUGGGCUGAAGGACUCGGAUCCGCAGCUGAAGGUGGCGGCACUGCGCGCUCUUUACCAUGCAUUGAUUUUCGCCAAGGAAAACUUCAAUAGAAAGGAAGAACGGGACUACAUCAUCGCUUCAGUAGUGGAGGCAGGCGGCGCGGAGAAUCCGAAUCCUGUUCAAGUUGCGGCUUUUGAGUGUAUAGUGCAAAUUUCACAGGAGUAUUACUCCUUCCUGGAAGCGUAUAUGCCUACCGUGGGACCACUUACUUGGCAUGCACUCAAGGGGUCGGAUUCGGCAGUGGUUAUUGCGGCGUUGGAAGUGUGGAAUGCUUUGGCUGAGGAGGAGCUCGCUAUUAUCGAGGGCGACUCAACCCGUUGGAAGCUUUUGAAAAUUAUGGAGCAAGCUGCACCAUUCCUGCUGCCCCUCCUCCUUUCACAGCUUCUGAAUGCGGCGGAGGACGAGGAUGAUGAUGACAGCUGGACGCCGGCGAUGGCCGCCGCCAUAUGUUUAGGCCUCUGCGCACAAGUUGUAAAGGAUGCAAUUCUUCCUCCAGUGCUAGAGUUCGUGCAGUUAAACUUCUCAUCAACGGAGUGGCGUCGUCGAGAGGCUUCUCUGUUGGCCUUGGGUUGUGUGAUGGAGGGGCCAAGCGCAGAGGCGAUGGCUCCAUACGUCGCAACUUCGUUUCCCAUGCUGGUGAAGGCGGUUGCGUCAGAUGCUUCAGUUGCUGUUAGAGACAGCGCCGCAUGGACCCUUGGCAAGGCGGCGCAGCAGCAUGCACCCAUUGUGCUGCGGCAUCUGUUCCCGCCUGCGGGCGUGUCUCCGUCGGGUGGUGCGUCCAACGCUAGCGGCGAACUCCUUCUUGCAAUUGUGGAACGUCUCGCUGACCAACCGAGGGUUGCAGUGCACAUCUGUUGGAUGCUCCAUGAGCUAGCAGACAACAUCAACACGCCUGAGGGUCGGGCUGCUUACCAAGGAGCAACCACUGCACAGCAAGAUCAAAAUCCGUUGGACCCCAUCUUUCCCAAGCUCUGUGAAGCUCUCCUGAGUGUCUCAGGGCGGCCAGAUGCUGACGAGAAAAACUUACGCGAAGCUGCAUUCAAUUGCAUGGGGGCGUUGAUUAAGAAUGCAGGCCCUGCGUGCUGGAAUCAUCUACUCUCACUUCUCGAGCACUUCGAGCUUCAGCUUAGAGAGUCCUUCUCAUUCGAGCAGACGGAACAGACUAAACAGCGCCAAGGGAUGCUGUGUGGCGUCAUUCAAAUUCUCUGCUUGCGCCUGGGUGAUCAAGUGAAACCCGUCGCCGACACCCUCUGGAGCACUCUGAAGAAGGUGUUCCAGCGUCCUGCAAACGGCGUGCAGCCUAGCCAGGCCGAGGGCAGCACAUCGCCCAAUAAUCCUCAAGGAUUUGUUGUCAGCUCCGAACCGAGUGUUUGCGAUGCUCUACUUGCACUUUCUGCCCUUAUCAAUGCUUCCGGCCCUGCGGUUUCUCCCUUUGCGAGGGAGGUGGCGGACUUGCUGGUGCUGCAGAUGAAACAUCAGCACGAGCCCCAAGAGGCAGCAUCGACAGCAACUGCUGCAACGGCUGCCGCGUCACCAAAUGAUAACAGCACUCCAGACGAGCUACAGGCUGCGCGCAUAUGUAUAGAGCUUGUGGGAGACCUUAGCAGAGCACUGGGGACGGAGUUCGGAGGCCUUGCGGAUGCCCUUCUCCACGAGUUUUACCAGCUUCUCAGAGCCCCGUCGGUGGAUAGGUCUCUAAAGCCAGUCGUAAUUGUCGCAGUCGGAGAUGUGGCGUUGAGUCUCGGGGGUGCCAAGUUUGCACGUUUCUCCCCGUGGCUGAUUGAGUUGCUGGUGCAGGCGGGUGUCACCCCGUAUGAUGCUGGGCCACCAAAUUGGCAACUCAAUGAGGAGUGGAUGUGGUACGUGCACGAGCUGCGAUCAGCUACUCUUGAGGCGUUGGCCAGCUGCGUGUAUGCACUAAAGGAGGCGCAGUUGCAGGAAGUGUUACGCAAAGAAGUCAACGGAAUGCUGCAGGUUGUAAAGGCCGUCGCUGAGGCCCCGGCUUGGGUCCAUGGCUCAGCGCAGAUGGUGCAGCAGGCAUUGGAGCUCACGGGGGAUCUGCUGUCGACAUUUGGGCGGACACUUGGUGGUUACUUGCGCUCUGCAAGCUUCGUCGUUCAGCUGCAGAGGGAGGCCGAGCGUCUGGCAACCGAAGAAGGCAACGCCGCUGUUGGAGCGAAAGCUCAGUGGCUAGCUCAGGUGCAAAUUAGCCGUAUUGUGAAUUGUCUUAAUUCGCUCCUCACACUUGUUAAGAUUCGUACAUAUUUUGUCGAGAUUGCUGCUGUGCGGUUGCUUUGCUUCAAGCGCCCUCCCUUGGACUUUGCAAUGGCUGGCUCGUUUUUAGAUAAGCUCAGUAGACGCAUUAGAGAACAUGGGACGAUCCUUUGUGUUGGGGUUGACCCUAACCUUCCGUGCCCUCCCGUUGCGUCCCUUUCGGACACGGAACUGCGGCACUUAAUGGAAGGCUUACACGCAAAGUGCACGCAACUCAUUGAAAAGACUUCUGAUUUUGUCUGCUGCUUUAAACUCAACGUGGCAUUCUUUGAACAGUACGGAUCAGGAGGAAUGGAGGCUGACUGCAUAACUUUAGAUCCGUAUUUCGGGGAGAAUGCACUCCUCCCCUUUCUCAAAGAAAAGGGGAAAGGAAUAUUCGUCGUCUGCCGAAGUUCAAAUCCACGCAGCGCGGAUUUGCAAGGUCUGCUUGUUAAGGACUGUUUGGGGGAAGCGGAUGGCAACGAGGCGCGGAUGGAGGUCUUUAUGCACGUAGCUCACAUGUGUGACAGCGUAAGGAGACAAAACGAACCUGCCAUGACUGAAGAUGGGGGCCUAGUCGGCCUCGUUGUGGGCUCUACAUAUCCCGACGACAUGAGUAGAAUUCGUUCAAUUUUCCCUGAUUUAUGGUUCUUGUCCCCGGGCAUCGGCGCACAAGGGGGGGACCUCGAGGCAACUAUUAAAGCAGGCAUCAGGAGAGACGGUCUUGGCCUUAUCGUGAACGUCGGGCGUGCCAUCUCGGAGGCGGAGGUAAAUGAGGACACCCUGUAG